Cucurbita maxima (winter squash) is the source of this 1968-nucleotide messenger RNA. RefSeq lists its product as uncharacterized. The coding region runs from base 751 to 1767 and encodes 338 amino acids. Gene Ontology annotation, cellular component: membrane. The transcript is spliced from 8 exons. NCBI's taxonomy places the organism in Eukaryota, Viridiplantae, Streptophyta, Magnoliopsida, Cucurbitales, Cucurbitaceae. The record is from RefSeq and is a predicted model, not a curated record.
AAAAAAAAUUGAGGCUGAGAAAUUGUCAAAUUCCAACGUUCAUCGAAAAAGAAGCUCCAUAGAUGCCGCCUCGGGAGAUGUGGCGAACUUUUAGUGCGGAGCUGAAGCAGGUCCCUGACCAUUAUUCUUUGAUUUUGACAUUUUCGUCUUUUCAAGCGAAGAUCUGUUGUCGCCAUCAACGAAAGCUAAGAUUCGAACUGGAACCGUCUUCAAAUUCUUUUUCCUCUUCCGGAAUCCUUCACUUUUUCCCAUUUUAUGUCUCUGUAAGUGGUCUAAAUUUGAUUGCAUUCAGUCUGAUUGGUUGCUGAGAAUAUGAAGGAAAACGUGUACAGAAUCGGAAUUAAAAGUGAUCCUCAUGAUCACGUGUUGUGGAUUUUUUAUGAAAUGAGGCUCCAAUUUGAGAAAAUUGUAGUUCAGAACUCAGUAGCUUGGAAUGGAUUUUAAUUGAAUUACGUAGUAAUGGUUUAAAGUUAUCCGAUUAAGGAAUGUAAUUAUGUUAAGAUUUUGACGAUAUGCGAUUUACAUUUACUAAUCUAUGCCGUGAUUGGAGAGUUUGAACCUGGCUUUUCUUUUAAUGCAUUGAUCUGGAAGUAUAUAUUGAUUACAGAGGAUCCUUCUUCUAUGAUUAAAAACUCUUCGAAAUUAUAUGUUUAGAUCGGUUGUUAUACGGAAUAGAAUUUAAUGAACACAGUGAAUUAGCAAGUUGUGUUAGAAAUAUGAGGAUGAUCCACGAAAUUUGGAAUUAAGUUCAUGAUGUUCUCUCUCAGGAUGCUGUUCGAGGCUACUGCUGAUGCAACGACCCUCGGGUACUGGUUAAACUGGAGGGUAUUGAUCUGUGCAAUUUGGGUAUUUGCUUCUUUUACCUUAUCAAUUUGGAUGAUAUGGGAAUAUGAAAUUAAGGAUAGAUUAGGACACAGCACACAAGAAACUCAGCAAGAUAAAAACAAACUUCGGAGUUGUGAAGCUUGGAGACCAUGUCUCAGACAGAUUCAUCCAAUCUGGAUGUUGGCUUUUCGAGUUUGUGCGUUCGGUUCGAUGUUGGCUUCGCUUAUUGUGAAGACUUUGGCUAACGGGGCUUCCACAUUUUAUUAUUAUACCCAGUGGACAUUUACUUUACUUACAAUAUAUUUUGCGUGUGGGUCGGUAAUUUCCAUAUAUGGAGUUUUUAUCUGCAACAGAAAAAGAACCGAAGGUCUUAAUGAACAUCUUAAUGAGAAUAAUAUGGAAGAAGGGCAACAUGUUCCUCUUCUUUCUGGGAAGCCUUCAAAUUUAAUUGGUGGAAAUAUAGUUUCAUAUUCCAAGGAGCAAAGCUUUUCUCCUGCCGACAUCUGGAGUUAUAUUUUUGAAGUUUUAUUCCAGAUAAAUGCAGGGGCAGUUGUACUCACUGAUUGCACUUAUUGGUUCGUCAUAUUUCCAUUUCUUACCAUCAAAGAUUACAAUUUCAGCUUUAUGACGAUCAAUAUGCACACGCUGAAUUUGGCUUUACUUCUCGGUGAAACUGCUCUUAAUAGCUUGACGCUCCCAAGCUUUCGAAUUUCAUUCUUCUUUUUAUGGACGGGUAUUUAUGUCAUUUUCCAGUGGAUCAUCAAUGCAGUUGUUUCGAUUGGGUGGCCAUAUCCAUUUCUUGAUCUGUCAGUUCCUUAUGCCCCAUUAUGGUAUGCACUGAUGGGACUGAUUCAUAUUCCAAGCUAUGGUGUUUUCAUGUUGAUUAUAAAACUGAAACAUGAACUGAUGAUGAAGUGGUUCCCUCAGUCGUACCAGUGCUAGCAAGACUGACAAAUUUUGAAUCCAUGGUAAGUUUUGAUUGCUUAAUUCUUUUCUUCUGUGUACCUCUUCCCUACAAAAGUAGGACGCGUGAUGUUGAAAUAGCAAAUAUUCUGACUACAAAUGCAAAGGAAUAGGAGAUGGAACCCAUUGUAGAUGGUAUUACCAAAUGAUGUAAAUGUAUAAGUUCCAUAGGUUUGAUCA